AUGAGAGUUAGAGGUGUGAAGGAUCAGAGAGACAAGGUCGACUUCUCCUACAACAAACUGGCUGAUCCUAAGUUUUCGUUUUAUGACAAGACUUUGGUAGAAGCAGUGAAAAGAGGAGAUCACUGGGUGCACUUGUUUUUCCUCUCCCUCUCAUUAUGUCAUACUGUGAUGUCAGAAGAGAAAGUGGAAGGUGAGCUGGUGUACCAGGCUCAGUCCCCAGAUGAAGGUGCCCUGGUCACUGCUGCCAGAAACCUUGGCUUUGUGUUCCGUUCUCGCACAUCUGAGACAAUCACGAUGGUCGAAAUGGGAGAAACCAGAGUCUACCAGCUGCUGGCUAUUUUGGAUUUCAGCAAUGUGCGCAAGAGGAUGUCUGUUAUUGUGCUGACACCUGAAAAUCGGGUAAUGUUGUUCUGUAAGGGAGCAGAUACCGUCAUCUGUGAGCUGCUUCAUCCAUCCUGUACAUCCCUUAGUGAUGUGACCAUGGAACAUUUAGAUGAUUUUGCCUCUGAAGGCCUGCGUACCCUCAUGGUGGCCUACCGAGAGUUGGACCAUGAGUAUUUCAAGAGCUGGAGCAAGAAGCACAGUGAAGCCUACCUGUCUCUGGAGAACCGGGAGAAUAAAUUGUCACUUGUCUAUGAAGAGAUUGAAAAAGACUUGAUGCUGUUAGGGGCCACAGCCAUAGAAGACAAGCUGCAAGAUAAAGUACCUGAGACAAUCAUCACCCUAAGGAAAGCCACAACUAAAAUAUGGAUUUUAACUGGCGAUAAGCAAGAGACUGCUGUGAACAUUGCCUAUUCCUGUAAUAUAUUAGAGGAUGAAAUGGAUGGAGUAUUCACGGUGAAAGGCAAGGAUAGUGAGACAAUUCGCCAAGAACUCAGGACAGCAAGGGGCAAGAUGAAACCUGAGUCUCUUCUGGAAUCAGAUCCCAUAAACAUUUACCUCACAGAGAAACCCAAAAUGCCCUUCAGAAUACCUGAAGAGGAGCCCAAUGGCAACUAUGGCUUGAUCAUCAAUGGCUACAGUCUGGCCUAUGCUCUAGAAGGGAACUUGGAGGUGGAACUGCUGCGAACAGCGUGCAUGUGCAAGGGGGUGAUCUGCUGCCGGAUGACACCCCUUCAGAAAGCCCAGGUGGUACAGCUGGUGAAGAGGUACAAGAAGGUGGUGACACUGGCCAUCGGGGAUGGGGCCAAUGACGUCAGCAUGAUCAAAGCUGCCCACAUUGGGGUUGGCAUCAGCGGCCAGGAGGGGAUGCAGGCCAUGCUCAACAGUGACUUUGCCUUCUCCCAGUUCCACUACCUUCAGCGUCUACUCUUGGUCCAUGGCCGCUGGUCUUAUAAUCGCAUGUGCAAGUUUCUCAGCUACUUCUUUUACAAGAACUUUGCCUUCACCCUGGUGCACUUCUGGUAUGCCUUCUUCAAUGGGUUCUCUGCACAGACAGUUUAUGAUACCUGGUUUAUCACCUGCUACAAUUUGAUCUACACCUCCCUCCCUGUCCUGGGCAUGAGUCUGUUUGAUCAGGAUGUGAAUGAAACAUGGAGCCAACGUUUCCCAGAGUUAUAUGAGCCAGGCCAGCACAACCUCUAUUUCAACAAGAAGGAAUUUAUGAAGUGCUUAGUGCAUGGAAUCUACAGUUCCUUCGUGCUGUUCUUUGUCCCCAUGGGGACCAUUUACGACUCAGAACGCAAUGAUGGGAGGGACCUCUCCGAUUUCCAGUCCUUCUCUCUGAUAGUGCAGACCACCUUGAUCUGGGUGGUCACGGUACAGAUUGCCCUGAAGAUAACCUACUGGACGAUGAUAAGCCACUUCUUCAUCUGGGGUAGCCUGGGUGUCUACUUUUGCAUAUUAUUCUUCCUGUACAGUGAUGGCUUGUGUGUAUUGUUCCCCAGCAUCUUCCAUUUCCUAGGUGUAGCCAGGAAUGUUAUGAACCAGCCACAAAUGUGGCUUUGUCUUAUCCUCAGUGUGGUCCUCUGUAUGGUUCCUGUAAUAGGGUACCAAUUUCUCAAACCACUAUUCUGGCCUCUCAGUGUGGACAAGGUUUUUGGCAGAAUUCGACAUUGCAUGAAACAUCCACUGUCACCCCCAGUCCGGGUCAGAAUGAAACACCCGAGUAGUCGACGCUCUGCUUAUGCAUUCUCCCACAAACAGGGCUUUGGGGCCCUCAUCGUAUCUGGCAAGACAGAGAAGUUCAAGAUAGCCAAGAAAAGCAAGUAG
Molecule: messenger RNA, 2211 nt
Organism: Castor canadensis (American beaver)
Lineage: Eukaryota; Metazoa; Chordata; Mammalia; Rodentia; Castoridae
Source: RefSeq, a predicted model, not a curated record